AUGGAUGGGAAGUUGCAGUGUACGUGUUGUCGGCUGAAGUUGCAAGUGGGACAGGAAUUGUCACGCGCGGGCUCUACCCUGGAAAUGGUUCAGCCUACCGAGGAAGUGAGCAUCGACUGGAAAUUCUUACAGAGACCUAACAAUAUAGUCAUGGAAAGAGAGAAAACUAAAGAUACUCCCGAGGGGAUACGAUGA
This is a messenger RNA of Opisthorchis viverrini, 195 nucleotides long. RefSeq lists its product as hypothetical. The record is from RefSeq and is a predicted model, not a curated record. Lineage: Eukaryota; Metazoa; Platyhelminthes; Trematoda; Opisthorchiida; Opisthorchiidae. The transcript is spliced from 2 exons. Bases 1 to 195 code for a protein of 64 amino acids.